AGUCAGUCAUCUUCAAAGCAGUUCUCAGUGUGAGAAAUGCCAGCCGAGAGGUCAAUCACCCCCACGACUACGGAGUCGGUGGACGAGUACUCCAAGAUGAAGCUGCUUUACUUUAGCAACGAGUUUCCUCACGAUGACUUGGCUUCAUUAACUCGCCACUUGCACCAGUUCAGCAAGCAGCGCCGGUAUCCUGUACUUGCUCGAUUUCUCUUCGAGGCGACCGAAGCAAUUCGAGCAGAAGUACGACUCCUUCCAACAUCCCUCCGCUCCGUUGUACCGCCAUUCAGUGUCAUACUCGACUUUGUGGACCAUGCCGACCUCCGCAAAGGACCCCUUGCGGCAUCCAUAGAUGGUGUGCUUCUUAUUGCGGUCCAGCUGGGCACACUAAUCAAGCACUACGAGGACCACCCAGAGAAAUUUGACUUCAACGCUGCCAAUACGGCUCUCGCAGGUCUGGGCCUUGGGUUGCUCGCCACACCGGCCGUGUCGUUGUCUACCAGCGUUUCGGACCUCGCCGUCCCUGGCGCUGAAGUUGUUCGUCUCGCUUUCCGCCUCGGGGUCUUGGUGAAUCGCAAAUCACAGAACCUUGAGCCUCAAGACCCAGCAUCCCCUCCCGAUUCCUGGGCCUCGGUCGUCGCCGACGUGGCGGUCGACGAUGUGCAGAGUGAGCUUGACAGCUUUCACGACAAGAAUAAAACCCCUGGCACCAGCAAAGUCUUCAUCAGCGCCUACAACCGCAGCUCUGUGACCGUCAGCGGGCCCCCAUCCAGACUCAGGUGCCUUUUCCGUGUCUCAGAGUUCUUCCGUGGCCGUAAGAUCAUCAACCUGCCCGUCUACGGAGGGCUGUGCCAUGCGGAACACAUCUACACACAAGAUGACGUGCACGAGAUUGUUGGCGACUCUCCUGCCCUCCAGGAGCUGGACGCCAGAGCUAUAGCCUCCCCAAUCACUAUGCGCGCUCUGGCCCCCUCAACAGGCCAACCCUUCUCCGCCACCAGUGCGCGCCAGUUGUUCGAGCAGAUUUUGACCGAGAUCCUGACCGGCAAGAUCCUCUGGGACACGGCUGUGGAGGCCCUCGUGCAGCAGGUCAACGAGAACCUUUCUUCGGAAUUUGAUGUCCUCGUAUUUCGCAACUCUCUCCCCAUCCAUGAUCUCAUGACGAGAUUUGCCACUGACAGGCCCAACCUGCAUGUCGCGGUGCAAGAGCUCAUUCCUUCCCUUACCGCAACCGUCGAUCCCUCCAACGGCGUCCCUGGAGGCACAAGCAAGGCCAAGAUUGCCAUCGUUGGCAUGUCCUGCAGAAUGCCCGGGGGAGCCACCGAUACCGAGAAGUUUUGGGAGCUUCUCGAGAACGGCUUGGACGUCCACCGCAAGAUCCCUGCGGACCGCUUCGACGUUGAUUCGCAUUACGAUCCAGCCGGGAAAGCGAUAAACGCCAGCCACACUCCCUAUGGGUGUUUUAUCGAUGAGCCCGGCUUGUUCGACGCACCGUUUUUUAACAUGUCGCCCCGGGAAGCAGAGCAAGUAGACCCCAUGCAGCGGCUUGCGCUUCUGACUGCUGCUGAAGCCUUGGAGAGGGCGGGUUACGUGGCUGGAAGAACCCCAUCUUCCAACCUCCACCGCAUCGGGACAUUCUACGGCCAGGCGAGCGACGAUUACCGUGAGGUCAAUACGGCACAGGAAAUUAGUACCUAUUUUAUUCCCGGUGGUUGUCGUGCCUUCGGACCAGGACGUAUUAACUACUUCUUUAAGUUUUCUGGUCCUAGCUACAGUAUUGAUACUGCCUGUUCAUCUAGCCUGGCAACCAUUCAAACAGCCUGCACCUCGCUGUGGAACGGGGAUACAGAUAUGGCUGUGGCUGGCGGCAUGAAUAUUCUCACUAACUCGGACGCCUUCGCCGGCCUCAGCCAUGGCCACUUUCUUACUAAAACGCCGAAUGCGUGUAAGACGUGGGACGCUGAAGCUGAUGGCUACUGCCGUGCUGACGGGAUCGGAUCUAUUGUCAUGAAGCGUCUGGAAGAUGCUAUCGCCGACAACGACAACAUCCUGGGCGUGGUUCUUGGGGCCGCGACGAACCACUCAGCAGAUGCAGUGUCUAUCACACACCCUCACGCCGGCGCGCAAGCCAUACUUACCAAGCAGGUCGCACGCUCAGCCGGGAUCGACCCUCUUGAUGUGAGCUACGUCGAGAUGCACGGAACGGGGACCCAGGCGGGCGAUAAGGAGGAGAUGAAGUCUGUCACUGCCGCCUUCGCCCCGGCAGGGCCGAAGUGGCGCACCUCCCGGCAGCCUCUCUAUGUCGGCGCAGUCAAGUCCAACGUGGGCCAUGGCGAAGCCGUGGCUGGCGUCACGGCAAUGAUCAAGGUGCUGCUGAUGUUCCAGAAAGGAAUGAUCCCACCGCACGUGGGCAUAAAGAGCACUCUCAACCCUGCCCUGCCCCAGGACUUGGUGAAGCGCAAUGUUCGCAUCCCCUUGACAAAGCAGGCGUGGCCAUCAGAGAAAGACCGCAAGCGUAUCGCGGUUGUGAACAACUUUAGCGCAGCCGGUGGCAACACGUCGAUCAUGCUGGAGGAGCCGCCGGUGGCCAAGGCCAUUGCUGCGUCUGAGAGAGACCCCAGGCCGGUGCAUGCUGUGGCAGUGUCGGCCAAGAGCAAGGCCUCGCUCGAGGGCAACAUCCGGCGCCUCGCUGACUACCUCGACACCCACCCUGACAUCUCCCUGGCGGAUCUGGCAUAUACGACGACAGCCCGACGAAGCCACUACAACCAGCGCAUCACGGUCACUGGCUCAGACACCACGCAGAUCCGCAGGAAGCUGACCGAGCUCCUCGGCUCGACCGACUCGCACAAGCCCAUCCCCACCUCCCAGCCUCUGGUAGCCUUUGCCUUUACCGGCCAGGGGGCAUCGCACAAGUCUAUGAACAUGCAGCUCUUCCACCAUGAGCCCACCUUCCGCAAGGAGAUCCUCCACCUCGACUUCCUGGCCCGGGCCCACGGCUUCCCGUCUUUCGUGCCAGUGAUCGAUGGCAGCUAUCCCAAGGACCAUGCGCAUUCUGCCGUCAGCACCCAAAUCGCCCUCGUCGCAGUCGAGAUCGCACUGGCCAAGUACUGGGCCUCUCUCGGUGUCGAGCCCAAUGUCGUGGUCGGCCAUAGCCUCGGGGAGUACGCUGCCUUCUACGUGGCGGGUGUUCUCUCGGCAAGCGAUGCCAUCUAUCUUGCCGGACAGAGGGCCAAGCUGCUAGAGGCACAGGUCAAGCCGGGCACACACAGGAUGAUGGCUGUGAGGGCACCGCUGGCCGAGAUCAAGAAGAUCGCCAACGGGAUGCCCUUCGAGGUCGCCUGCAUCAACGGGCCCAAGGAGACGGUGCUGAGCGGGCCCUCGCAAGACCUGGAGGCAGUGCAAACGCGGCUGCAGGAGGCCGGGCACAAGGGCAUCAUGCUGGACGUCCCCUACGCCUUCCACUCGUCCCAGACGGACCCCAUCCUCGGCGAGUUCGAGGGCCUGGCCGAGUCCAGCGUCAUCUUCCAGGCGCCCAAGCUCCCCGUCAUCUCGCCCCUGCUGGGCAAGGUCGUGUUCGACGAGAAGACGCUCAACGCGCAGUACAUGCGGCGCGCCACGCGCGAGUGCGUCGACUACGUCAGCGCCCUCGAGAAGGCCGCCGGCCUCUCCGUCAUCGACAACGGCACGCUCUGGGUCGAGAUCGGCCCGCACCCCGUGUGCGUCAACUUCAUCAAGGCGUCGCUGCCCGCCGUGGGCGCCGCCGUGCCCUCGCUCCGCCGCGACGAGGACAACUGGGCGACCAUGGCACAGGCGCUGGCCUCGCUGCACAGUGCCGGUGCGUCGAUCGACUGGCAGGAGUUCCACCGCCCGUUCGAGGCUGGUCUGCGCCUGUUGGACCUGCCGACCUAUGCCUGGAACUACAAGAACUACUGGAUCAUGUACAAGGGCGACUGGGCGUUGACCAAGGGAAACACGUACUAUGAUGCGCAGAAGAAGGCCGCCGCUGCCAGGGAGGCUCAGCUUGCUCUUCCUCCCGCGCCCAUUUCGGACUUGAAGACCUCGUCUGUGCAGGGGAUCGUCGAGGAAAGCUUUGAUGGCCGCGCUGGCAAGGUUGUCAUGCAGUCCGAUCUCAUGGAGAAGGACCUCCUGGCCGCAGCCUAUGGCCAUAAGAUGAACGGAUGCGGUGUCGUGACAUCGUCGAUCCACGCAGACAUUGCAUACACGCUGGGAUCGUAUCUAUACGAGAAGCUCGUCCCGGGUGCCAAAUGCAGCCCGGCAUCAAUCAACAUGUCGGAUUUGCAGGUCACCAAGGGACUGGUAGCACAGAAGAACACCAAGAUCUCGCAGGUAUUCCAAGUCACCAUCUCCACCGAGGACAUUAGCACCGGCAAAGCAACCCUCACCUGGGAGAACAUAAGCCGCUCUACAGGCGUGUCCAAGGAUGAGGAGCCCUUCGCCACUGCCCAAGUCCACUUUGGCGACUCCAAGGCGUGGCUCGAGUCCUGGGUCCCAUACGCCCACCUCGUGCUCGGGCGCAUCCAGGCGCUCGAGGCCGCCGCGGCCGCCCACCACGCGACGACCAACCGCUUCUCGCACACCAUGGCCUACCGCCUGUUCGCCAGGAACCUGGUCGACUACGCGCCCAAGUACCGCGGGAUGCAGUCCGUCGUCGUGGACGGCCUCGAGGCGUUCGCGGACGUCAGGCUCACCACCGAGGCCGCGGGCAGCUGGACGGUGCCGCCGUACUUUAUCGACUCGGUGGCGCACCUGGCCGGGUUCGUGAUGAACGUCUCGGACGCCGUGGACACGGAGGCCAAGUACAGCGUCACGCCCGGGUGGCAGUCGAUGCGCUUUGCCAAGUCGCUCGUCGCGGGGGCGUCGUACCGCUCCUACGUCAAGAUGAUCCCCACGGCCCAGGACCCGACCGUCUACCUGGGGGAUGUGUACGUGCUGCAGGACGACGCCGUCGUUGGUCUCGUGGCGGGCAUACAGUUCCGCCAGUACCCGCGCAUCCUGCUCAACCGUUUCUUCUCGGCUCCCGACGAGGCCGCGGCGGCCGCCCCGGCGGCACCUGUGAAGAAACAGGCUGUGGUUGUCCGAGAGGUUGCCGUGGCGCCAGCGAGCAAGGCCACAGCUGUCAUCACAACCACGCUUCCCGUGCUGCCAGAGAAGCAAGAUGUUCAGCCUGCGGUUGUCAUCUCCACCCCGGCGCCUGCCCCGGCAGCGCCGGCACCAGCUGUGACCGUCCAAGUAGCUGACACCGACAGCGUCGCGGCCAAGGCUGUCUCUCUGAUUGCCAGAGAGGCAGGCCUCGACACGGCCGACUUUGACGACGGCGCCAGUUUCGCUGAGCUUGGUAUUGAUAGUCUGAUGAGCCUGGUGAUUUCGGAGAAGUUCCGCGAAGAGCUCGGCAUUGCUGUGUCGGGCAGCCUGUUCCUCGAAUACCCGACGAUUGGGGAUCUCAGGAGCUGGCUGUUGGAGUACUACAGUUAG
Molecule: messenger RNA, 5493 nt
Organism: Diaporthe batatas
Lineage: Eukaryota; Fungi; Ascomycota; Sordariomycetes; Diaporthales; Diaporthaceae
Exons: 4
Coding region: 37-5493 (1818 amino acids)
Biological process (GO): DIM/DIP cell wall layer assembly; fatty acid biosynthetic process
Cellular component (GO): plasma membrane; cytoplasm
Molecular function (GO): phosphopantetheine binding; fatty acid synthase activity; 3-oxoacyl-[acyl-carrier-protein] synthase activity
Source: RefSeq, a predicted model, not a curated record